Molecule: messenger RNA, 1497 nt
Organism: Brenthis ino (lesser marbled fritillary)
Lineage: Eukaryota; Metazoa; Arthropoda; Insecta; Lepidoptera; Nymphalidae
Source: the annotation of a GenBank genome assembly
AUGCCAAAACGUAAAACUAAAGAUAAGAUUGAAUAUUAUAAAAGCAAAUUACGAAAGUUGGAAAACAAAAGCCGUCGUCGGAUAAGACGCCUAUCGCCUUCAUCGGAUUCGGAACAAGAAACAAGAGAUACAAAUUCAAUUGGAAUUGGGGAUCCCGUAACUAUGAGCUCGGUUAUUGACGCCGAGCCUGGGACAUCAAUGGAAGCACCAAAUGAAGGGGUUACUGGUCCUGAAGUCUGUAUGAAUUCACCGGGCGAUAACAAUGUGGCGAAUUCUUCAACUGUUCCCGUUUUGGAUCCAAGUAUUUUGGCAGCAUUAGGGGAAAUCACGGACGAAACCCCAGAGUUUGGUGAGAAAAUUCACGAAAACCUCGUACAAAUAUGGUCACCUUUGUCAAAACAAGGUAUGUCGAAAGAUAACAGGGAGGUACUCUUGAAAAACUAUUUAAUCCCAGAGAAUUGUACUUGGCUUCAAGCGCCAAUACUUAAUCCAGAGAUUUCUGCAGCUAUACCCGAAUCAGGUAGAGCUCGGGAUAAGAAAAUGGCCGCUACCCAACGACAAUUGGGCGUGGGUAUUACUGCAAUUAACCGAGGUUUGCAUUUGCUUAUUCACGAUGGAAGCAAAAUUGAGGCUAUAAAAUUUAUAAGUGACGGAUGUAGAAUUUUAUCUGAUUUACAUCAUCAAAAUACUGAGACAAGAAUCAAAUUUAUACUCCCUGGCCUCGAUAAAUCUUUUUUACAAUUUUUAGAACGCACCGAACGCGACAAUACGCUGUUCGGUAGCGAUCUCUCAGAAAAAAUAAAAGCCUCUAAGACUAUUGUCAAACAAGGUGAGCUGAUUAAGAAAGCUUUGCCUCCGCCAAAGCCUUCCACUUCCAAUAAUUCUAGAGCGCAACCAAACGCUAACCGGUCCAGCUACCAGGGAAACUGGCAGGGACCUCCUCGUUCCCAGCCGAACAGAGGAGGGGGGCGAGGAGGUCACAAGCGGACCAGCUACCGCAUUCCAACUUCUACCAGCCAGUCGAAGACCAGUCACACUUACAAGCCGCGUGAACUAUCACCAUCCUCUACACAGCCAUCUUAUGCUGGCUGCGGCGAUACUCUCCGAGAAGCCUUCCUUCGGCGUAACAUCCCAGUCCAAGCUAUAGAUCUCAUGUUGGCGUCACUUUCUGAUAAUACCAAGAAACAAUACAGUGUAUCAUAUAAACUCUGGUGGCAGUUUUGUAAAACAAAUAACAUGAAUAUUUUUGACAGUACGGUAGCAAAGAUAAUAUCAUUUUUAACUGAAGAAUUCAAUAAAGGUGCCUCGUACGGUUCACUAAAUUCUCAUAGAUCUGCGCUCUCUUUACUUCUGGGCAAUAAUAUUGGGUCCGAUGAAUGCAUUAAGCGAUUGCUAAAAGGAGCCUACAAACUCAAGCCAAGUAGACCAAAAUACACUCACACUUGGGACCCACAGAUAGUACUCAAUCAUAUCUCUAAUUGGUACCCAAAUAGAGAU